Messenger RNA from Sinocyclocheilus grahami, 852 nucleotides. Its product is annotated as coiled-coil domain-containing protein 74A-like. The record is from RefSeq and is a predicted model, not a curated record. Lineage: Eukaryota; Metazoa; Chordata; Actinopteri; Cypriniformes; Cyprinidae.
AUGUCCACCAGUAAUCUGCCACCCCUGCGAAACCUGCCCAGCUGGACUAGGGUUCGAGAUCUGGAGCGGGUGAGAUACCCCAGACAUCUGUCCAGGGACUGUAUGGUCAGAUCUCCACCUGUGGACAUCAAGAGCCCACAAGCAGCUGCUCAGCCCAGGACAGAUGCACACAGCACACGCAUCGCAUCUCUGGAGAAAGAUGUUCUGUUCCUCCAACAACAGCAUAAAGACACGCUGGAGAGACUGCGUGCAGAAAUGGAAGAUCUGAAGCGUGUUAAUAAAGAAUUACAGUAUCAGCUGAUUAUGGAACAUGAACAUUCUCCAAAAGAGUCCAUAUGGUCCAGCAGUAAUUCUUCAAAAUCCAGCAGCGACGGUUCAGCCGAGAAGAAUUCCCAGUGUGGAUUCAUCAGCUCAGAGGAGGCGUCCGAGGCAGGAGGAGGAAGUGCUCUGCUGCCUCUCAGGAUCACCUGCAGCCCGUCCCAGGAGCCCCGCAUCCCGACGCUGAAGGAGUGCAAGCUCAUCAUCCGGCAGCUCUAUCACGCCAACACCACGCAGUAUCAGGAGCUGCUGCGGAUCAAGACGGUCCUCAGAGAAAUCACCUCCAAAAACAGAUGAAGUUUCUCUCUCGCAAGAGCCUCGUUCUGUGACAACAGCAGGGGUGAAGUUUUCGGGCAUUUUCCACAACUACCUCUCAAACCACUGCCAAAGAAACAGAUCCCGAGUCACGCCGGUAAAGGAGAAACUGUGCAUCUCCCAGCCAUCAAACACGGUCGGAGCAGCACUAUGUCAGAGCGGCAGAGGAGAGCGCAGGACGUGCACAGACUGCGUCUCAGGAGAGCGGUGAACUCUUAA